Molecule: messenger RNA, 3388 nt
Organism: Asterias rubens (European starfish)
Lineage: Eukaryota; Metazoa; Echinodermata; Asteroidea; Forcipulatida; Asteriidae
Product: adipolin-like
Exons: 7
Coding region: 3-839 (278 amino acids)
Molecular function (GO): hormone activity
Source: RefSeq, a predicted model, not a curated record
ACAUGGAAGAGGGUGGCGCGCGGGUCGAUCCCCGGGGAAGCUGGUUGUCUUUCGUCAAGCACUCCUCCAAGUUAUCGGAAGGAAGUAAGAAGUGCGAGAAGAAGAAAAAGAAGAAGGAACAGCCAGAGAACUCCAGAAGACUGUCGGAGGUAGUACCCACCGGGGCUGUUGGACCCCCUGGCCCCCCAGGCCCACCUGGAACCCCCGGGACUCAAAUCACGAAGGAAGAACUGCUGGAGGAGUUCCGUGAUCUAAUAAAGGAGGCUGCAGAGAGAAGAGCACAGAUUAUUAUUCAUGAGAAAUGUCCAAGUUGUGUUUCCAACUCAUCACAAGUUUGGCUGCCAACAGUGGAGGAUGAAGUCCUAAUGCCUCAUCUGCCAAUAGCAUUUCACUGCAAGCUCAGAGGGGGUGUGGAGGUACCCAAGAAGAGCCUCAUUGAAAUGUCCAAUUUCCAAACACCAUUCUCUGAUGGUUCCUUUCGGCGAGGAGAGGGUAUGGACGUCAAAUCGGGGCGAUUCACUGCACCUCGUGACGCCAUCUACCAGUUCUCAGCUAAUCUCCAUAUCAACCAUCCAGUGUCGAACAAGCGCUCCGAAGAGCUGCGGCAUAGAGAUAACAUCAGGCUGCUCAUCUGCAUCAACUCUCUGUGCCAGCGACACACGUCACUGGAAUACAUCUCAGGCUUGGAGAGUAACAGUAGAGUCUUCACAAUUAAUCUCUCCGGCUUGCUGCAACUCGAGGCCGGUCAGUAUGCAUCAAUCUACAUAGAUAACAGUUCAGCACAGCGAGUGACUGUUCAAACUGGGUCCGACUUUACCGGCCUCCUGAUGGGUGUCUAGAUCCACCAUUACUUGAUGUGUCCAGGGUUCAAAUCCUGUCAAGGAAUAUCCAAUUUAUAAGUCAACAAGCAUCUGGCUGCUGCUAUAACUUAAUGGCCGGUGAAUUACUGAUUCGCUGAAAGUUGUUGAAGCCAAUUGCGCUGUGGGUCGACCAGCCUCAAACGUCGUGUGACAGGAGAGUAGGAAUCUGUACGCUAUGUACGUGGUUGGACCACAAUGCAACGCUUUGUGGUGAUAUUCUAAAAACUCUUGUAUACCGCCCUCUAAGGCUCGACAAGACCAGCGCGUAUAUAUUGACAUGGACUAAACAACCCACCACAAAUGUAAAUAAUAUGCACUAUGAUUGGUAUUUUAGACAGCAAAAAUGUAUUUUUUUGAGAUAUGGCAUAUGUCAGGCCCCUGUGGGUGCCUUUUUUGUUCUUAUUGGUGGAUCGUCUAAACUUUGGUAGGCGCUCAAAAGUUUCCUGAACAUUUGGAAUUCAUGUAACAAACAAAAGGGGAUUCUGCAAAAUGACAUAGGAAGAUUUUCCAUAGAAAUGAAAAGCCCGAAAAAGUGGAUCUUUUUGGUCUACAGAUGAAGUUGCCUGACUAUACAUGAUGUUAUUUUUUCAGAAGUUUUAAAAUAGACUAAAAACAAAUCUACACUCCAACUCUCGGUUCAGAAUUGCAAUUGCAAUGUUAUGCAAGUCGCCAGACACAUAAGACCUAAAGAUCACUUCAAGGUGUGGGCACUUGCACCUAAGGCUGAAACAGGGUUAGAAAUCUACACUCCAAUAACUCUCGGUUCAGAAUUGACACCAAUUCUGCAAUUUACACCAAUUCUGCAGUUGCCAGGGAAUUGACCCAGUUCUUGGUUAAUGACCCGGAAAGUGGAUUUAAAAGUGGGAUUUUAACUCAGAUGCUGAGUCAUUUUGAUACAGAUCCUGAGUCAUACUGACCAUCACCUAGAAAUCUACACUCCCAUAACUCUCGGGUCAGAAAUCUAACUGAUUAUGGGUACAAAGUGCCACACCCAUUUUGGAUCAGGCUGGCCUGACCCGGAAAGUGAGUUUAACUCGUAUUCUGCGUCAGUUUGUCACAUAUUCAGGUCAUACUGACCCAGGAGGGUUACAGGCUCCACGAGUCCUGUAUACAGGAUUCUGACUCGUUCUUUAUUUCUUUCAAAAUCUUUUGGUAAUGACCUUUAAAAAAAAGGAAAUUUUGUUGAAACCGAGUUCAGCCGAAAAAGUGUUAUGAAUCCAAAACUAUAAGUGAAGUAAAAACAAAAACAAGAUAUUAUUUUUUUUGUAAAUAAAAAAUGUAUAAAGUUUACCAACCAAACUUUGAAGUACACAACUUAAUAAUACCAGUCAACCUUUUCAUGUUUUUUAAAAUUAAAUAAGCACUGCCAAUUAUAUUGAAUAAAUUGUGAGAAUAUUAUAUUGUUUUUUUGAACCAACAGAAAGACCAAGAGAAACAUUGUGAAAACACUGGGACCCCUAAUCCCCUGCACAACAAAAACAUUAUUUUUGUUAGUUAUAUUUUUUGUUUAAAUGUUCAAGAAAGUAUGGCCAAUUAAAAAUGAUUAAAUGAGGCCAUCUCCCCUAACUCUCAGAAAAUCUAUGCAAACCGACAGUUUGCAGAAGCCAAUUUGUUUAAAAAAAUGUGUCACAAGAACAUCUGACGUACACUUUUCGUCGAGUGGCCUGUCACGUUCAGUGCAGUGUAGUUUCUUGGUACCCAAGUACCCUUAAACAGAGGGGUAUCUGGGAAUUUUAUCAGAGGAUCAAAAAAUAAUAAUAAUAAUAAGGGAAGAAUAUAUACAAAUAAGGGAAGAAUAUAAACAAAUAAACCCCCCAAAUAACUGGAAUGUUGCGACAUUGGGUACGACGCAAGUUGGGUCUGAGCAAGAUUGGGGACAUUAUAAGAUGGUGAAAGUGUAAGGUUAAAAACAGGAAAAAAUAACAUAGAUGAAUAUUCUUAAGGGGGAGGGGUGUCCGGAUCCCUGACUGACCCCCCCCCCCCUGGAUCUACCCCCUCAACCAAUCCCCUGGAUCCAAUCCUGAUGAACAAAGCAGUAAACCAAAUACAAGUCAUGUACCUAGGAUAGGCAAACAUGAUUCAAGUGCUGAGCUUGAUGCAUUAUAAAGGGACCAGUCUAAUAGUUGACCAUCUUUACCUCUCUUUGGUGAGAGUAACAUUUUUAAGACCAAAAGAAAAUGGACGCCAUGUCAAAAGAUUCCAAAUAACUUGUAUUUGUUUAUCCUCAUCUGUAUUACCAAAUUUAUACACUGCCGUUAAUUGUAACUAAUGCUACCUUUAUCUAUAAAAAUAAUCAUCAACUUUCUGAUGAUUAUAUGAAGUAUGCUUUUUAAAUAUAUUAUUUAACAAUGUGUAACAACGUUUAUAGUUCAGAACUCUAUGCCUUUUGUAAAAUGUGGAGUAAUAUUGCUAUAAAAAUACAAAAUAAAUGUCCAAGUGGGAAACCCAAAAAGUAUUUAAAGACAGUGGACAAUAUUGGUAAUUGCUCAAAAUAAUUAUCAGCAUAAAACCUCACUUGGUAAAGAGUA